UCUAGCUCCAUCUCUAUGCUCGCAACGCUGCAAGAAAAACCACACUCCAUCUUUGACAAAGAGAAACAAAAUAAAGUGCAUGAGAAAGAAAACACCAAGCCUGAUGAAGCUCCUGGAAAGAAGGUAUAGUACGGAAGAGGUGGGAAAAAACACAGCGAGAUGACUCACUUCACUUCACUAAGCAGCUGCCACUUCCACUAGGUAGCUAAUAAGGUAGUCGAGUUCAAGGAGACGGAAUCUUGUAGCUAGGGCAGGGGCAGCUCAGCUCAGUCGUCUCGUCCCCUCUCUCCCCCCCUUGCGGGAGGAUCGAACUGCAGCGGCCUCCACAAAUAUUAGCCAGCCACGCGCGCCCACCCACCAACCUCCCCGGCCGUCUCCAUCGAUCCAUAUUGCCGGCCAUCCCCGUCUCCAUUCCAUCCAUCCAUCCCUGCCGCUGCCACAACACACCCCAAAGCUAGCUAGCGGCUAGGCGUGCAGUGCGCGCGCGCGCGUCAAUGCAUGCCGGCCAAAUUCCCCUCCCACAGCUCAAGAUCGAUAUAUAGAAUUUCGUAGGAGAAAAAACAAAAACAAUACAUACACGCAUACAUAGGUAGAUCCCCCCUCUAGCAGUGCCCAACCUAGAGAGGCUAUAGCUAGCGCACCUCCGCUGCGGCCGCAGUGUCUAUUCUCGAUCGAGCACCAGGCCAAGCUGCUGGUCUUGGCAGAAGCCAGCAAGGGGCGGGCAACAAGAAGAAGGAUCCAGCUGAGUGGAUUGGGGUUGCUUUCUUGCUGCUCCGAUCCGAAGAAGCAGCCAAGCAAGGAAGCUAUCUGCUGCUCUCUCUUUAUUUUCUGGUUGCUUGCUUCUUCUCAAGAUCUGGCCAUCCUCCUCCGGCUGCAUCGAAUCGGGCAUGCCGCAGUAAUCCAGGGGAAGAAGCUUUCAAGCAUACAUACAUACAUGGAGUUUACUGCGACAAGCAGUAGGUUUUCUAAAGGAGAGGAGGAGGUGGAGGAGGAGCAGGAGGAGGCGUCGAUGCGCGAGAUCCCUUUCAUGACGCCCGCGGCCGCCACCUGCGCCGCGGCGCCGCCUUCUGCUUCUGCGUCGGCCUCGACACCCGCGUCAGCGUCUGGAAGUAGCCCUCCCUUUCGAUCUGGGGAUGACGCCGGAGCGUCGGGGAGCGGGGCCGGCGACGGCAGCCGCAGCAACGUGGCGGAGGCCGUGGAGAAGGAGCACAUGUUCGACAAAGUGGUGACGCCGAGCGACGUGGGGAAGCUUAACCGGCUGGUCAUCCCCAAGCAGUACGCCGAGAAGUACUUCCCGCUGGACUCGGCGGCCAACGAGAAGGGCCUUCUGCUCAACUUCGAGGACAGCGCCGGGAAGCCAUGGCGCUUCCGCUAUUCCUACUGGAACAGCAGCCAGAGCUACGUCAUGACCAAAGGCUGGAGCCGCUUCGUCAAGGAGAAGCGCCUCGACGCUGGGGACACCGUCUCCUUCUCCCGCGGCGCCGGUGAGGCCGCGCGCCACCGCCUCUUCAUCGACUGGAAGCGCCGAGCCGACACCAGAGACCCGCUCCGCUUGCCCCGCCUCCCGCUCCCGAUGCCGCUGACGUCGCACUACAGCCCGUGGGGCCUCGGCGCCGGCGCCAGAGGAUUCUUCAUGCCUCCCUCGCCGCCAGCCACGCUCUACGAGCACCGUCUCCGUCAAGGCUUCGACUUCCGCGGCAUGAACCCCAGUUACCCCACAAUGGGGAGACAGGUCAUCCUUUUCGGCUCGGCCGCCAGGAUGCCUCCGCACGGACCAGCACCACUCCUCGUGCCGCGCCCGCCGCCGCCGCUGCACUUCACGGUGCAGCAACAAGGCAGCGACGCCGGCGGAAGUGUAACCGCAGGAUCCCCAGUGGUGCUCGACUCAGUGCCGGUAAUCGAAAGCCCCACGACGGCAACGAAGAAGCGCGUGCGCUUGUUCGGCGUGAACUUGGACAACCCGCAGCAUCCCGGUGAUGGCGGGGGCGAAUCGAGCAAUUAUGGCAGUGCACUGCCAUUGCAGAUGCCCGCAUCAGCAUGGCGGCCAAGGGACCAUACGCUGAGGCUGCUCGAAUUCCCCUCGCACGGUGCCGAGGCGUCGUCUCCAUCGUCGUCGUCGUCUUCCAAGAGGGAGGCGCAUUCGGGCUUGGAUCUCGAUCUGUGACCUAAAGAGAGAAAAACAAAGGAAAGUUGUUCUGCGAUUCUUUCUUUCUUCUACCAUUUGAUUUUCGGUUCUUCUCGUCAUCUCACUUCUCAUGUGAUUCAGUUAUAAUCUUUUGAUGAUAGCGGCAGCUAGGGAUUUAACAUUUGGCCCCUUUUCGGCACUUGAAAUUUUUGUGUUGGUUUGAGAAGUCAUAAAGAAAUUAAGGUUAGCAAGAUUAAUGUUUUCCUCCCAAA
Molecule: messenger RNA, 2397 nt
Organism: Hordeum vulgare subsp. vulgare (domesticated barley)
Lineage: Eukaryota; Viridiplantae; Streptophyta; Magnoliopsida; Poales; Poaceae
Product: B3 domain-containing protein Os02g0683500-like
Exons: 1
Coding region: 935-2164 (409 amino acids)
Molecular function (GO): DNA-binding transcription factor activity; DNA binding
Source: RefSeq, a predicted model, not a curated record